Molecule: messenger RNA, 878 nt
Organism: Cokeromyces recurvatus
Lineage: Eukaryota; Fungi; Mucoromycota; Mucoromycetes; Mucorales; Mucoraceae
Exons: 5
Coding region: 78-464 (128 amino acids)
Source: RefSeq, a predicted model, not a curated record
GCUUUGGGCGUUAAUUAUAUAAAUAUAUCAUAAUUAUUAGUAUUUGCAUAGUCUCUUUCUUUUCUUUCUCUUAAAUAAUGACAAUACAAUCAAAUGACACUUCAGAAAAACUAGCAGCAAUUGCAAAGAAAAAAUUACAUAAAUAUCAAAAAAAAAUAAGUAAUUACAACAACAACAACAACAAUGAUACCUUAUUAGCAAUAGUAGAACAAGAAAAUAUAAGAUUAAAAGAAAAGUUAUUUAAACUUGAAGAAUAUAUUGAAAUAUUAGAACACAAACUUCAAAUGGAAAAUAAAAGCAAACAAGAAUUAAGGGAAUUUAUUGAACAUGAUGUAUUGGGAAUAAAAGAUGAUUCUUUAGUUAUGUUUAAUAAACAAGCAUUAGAUGACUACGAGAAAGAAAAAGUGCUUAUUUCAUGUAUAGAGAGAUAUUUACAGAAAUCAAGUUUAAAUUACAUGAUUUAAGAGAAAGAUAUAAAGGUGAUUCUUUUGAAGAAUUAUGUUGUGGAUGUAUUGGUAAAUUGCUGGAAGUUUGAUAUCAGAAAAGUUUAUAUGGGUACUACUUUAGAGAAUAUGUAUUCUAUUUAUAAUUUUAUUAUAUCUAUUCCCUUGGAAGUAUUAUUAUUAGGCCUUCAAUAUUUAAGCAGGUUAUCUUUAGUGGUUUGCACAUUAUACAUGUAUUUUGCAUAAAUUUUUCAUAUUUUAAAUCAUUGCUUUUUUUAUGUAUGUUUUAUGCAUUGUUGGUUGAGCACUCUAGUGUGAUACACAGAAGAAACAAAACUAUACUGUUUUCAUUUAUUGUGUCUAGAUUUGGUUUUUAAUAUAUGUAGCUUUCAAAGAUAAACUAUUGUUUUACAUGAAAAAAAAAAAAAAAAAAAA